Messenger RNA from Culicoides brevitarsis, 4873 nucleotides. RefSeq names its product probable helicase senataxin. Gene Ontology annotation, biological process: termination of RNA polymerase II transcription. Bases 37 to 4848 code for a protein of 1603 amino acids. The record is from RefSeq and is a predicted model, not a curated record. The transcript has 5 exons. Gene Ontology annotation, cellular component: nuclear body. Gene Ontology annotation, molecular function: transcription termination site sequence-specific DNA binding; helicase activity; protein binding. NCBI's taxonomy places the organism in Eukaryota, Metazoa, Arthropoda, Insecta, Diptera, Ceratopogonidae.
CAAUUUAAAUGUUAAAUUCGCCGCAUUUAUCACACAAUGCCGCAAAAAACUUUCAAAAAAUACACAAAUUUCCGUAUUCGACGUUACGGAUACUCCUUAACUUCGCGACAUUCGAUCAGCAAGAUAAUACCCGUUGACGGAUUGAUCAUCGGAAGAGAAGAGGAUUAUAUUUGGAAUCAACUUUCCUUGUCUUUGUCGGGAUUUGUCUCAAGGAAACAUUGCCGCAUCUUUUGUAAAAAUGACAAAAUCUACCUGGAGGACUACUCGAAAAAGGGAACUUGGGUGAAUGGGAUUAAAAUUCAUCAUUCAACGACAGAAUUGAAGGAGGGCGAUGUCUUUAGUCUCGGCAAAAAAAUCGACGAAAAACUUGCUUUGGAUAGCUUAAAAGAGUAUUCUUUCAUUGUCGAAUCGUUAAUAAAACGAGAAAAAGAUGAAAAAAUCACGGAAAACCCCAAAUUUCAAGUCCCUCAGCAACCGGAACGCCUGUCAACGCAAGAAAUGUUCAAUUAUUUGGCAAAUUUCACUCCAAUUCACACUUCAGAGCAACUUGAAGAGGCAUAUCCUUCAACGCAGGACCUUUUACAUGACUUAAAUGCAUCAAACGAGGCUUCUUCAGUGCAUGAAACUCCUCCAACAUCCCCGCAAGAGACGGAAAUUAACCAAAAUUUGCAUGAAAUUGAACAUGAAGCUGAAAUUUCAUCCAAAAAUGUUCUUCAAAUCCUUUCUGAACCGAUUCACAAAGAAGUUCAAACCGAAGAAAUUCCUCAAAACCCGCUAAAUCUCCGUGAAAUCCUCAAAAAUGCCGAUCUCAAUGAAAUUUUGAACCAUUUACUCAACAUUCACGGGUUCGAAGUCAUGGAAAUUAAAUUUAAAGAGCUCAAAGCUUACGUAAAUGACCCGAAUUCGACUCCGCAAAAGAGCUCAGACACCAAAAAUCGACGAAAAUCUCACAAGGAGAAGAAAUCUCGCAAGGAUAAACAAGUUGAAAGUCCAAAAAUUGUCCCAAAAUUAAAAAUCAACUUGAAAUCUUUGAAAAAUCUGCCUCAAAUUGAAGAACCAAAACCAGCUAAAAUCCGAAAUCGACGAAAAACGGUUGAUGGAUCGUCAGUUAAGCCCCAAGAAAUUGCCGAAGACCCGGAUUUCUUGAGAAUGCUUGAUUCUGAGGUCAUAAAAAGUCAAAAAUCGAGUGAAAAAGAGAAACGGAGACACAGUAGAAGUCCUUCAGAGAAAGAACCAAAGCCGGCGAAGGUCAAAAGGAGUCGUACAAUGCAUGAAUUUGACAGAAAUUUGGAGUUGACGCCCGAAAAAGAGAUUCCAGGACCUUCGAUGUUUGAUAAAAGUUCAUUUUAUUCAACUCCAAAGUCGAAACCUGUGUCAAUUUUGAAGCGUCGGGCAUCAAUUUGUCCUUCUGAAGUAAUUUUAGAUGCGGAAAGUCAUGAAAAUUCAUCAAAAUCGACUCCAAUCAAACGAAAAACUGACUCAACUUCGGAAAAUUCAUCAAAAAAUCAAGAAAUUCACGAUGAACAGCCCUCAACGUCGCAAGAAUCGAAGCCUGCUGCUAUCAAACGUCGUCGAACCACGAUUUGUAGUUCUGCGUUGCCCUCAAAUGAUGAAAUUUCUUCCUCUUCUGAAGUUUCAGUACCUUCUCGAGCACGUAGAAAUUCCAUCAAUGACUCAUCGACACUUUUUCAACAAGAUUUUUCGACUUUUGAUCGCUCCGAAAGACCAAAGCGUGACUUGGGCAUCGAAUUUUCGCAAAUUAUUCUUCGUCCCGUGCCGCCAGCGAAGGAUUACGUCGAUAUUUAUCGCAAAGAGGAACUGCCGCCGUCACUGGAUGAAGUCCCUGAUUACUCAACUGCGUUGAAAAAGAGUCGAAUCGCUCAUAAUCGUGCCAAAAAUGAAACAGAAACCAAAGAAGAAGUGCCAAAAAUACCCAAAAAGGUCAGAUUUGAGGAUGUUGAGCGAAAUGAAAAAAGUUUUGAAGAAAAAAUGAAGGAAAAGGAGCCUGAAAUUGAAGGAACAGUACAAAAAACUCCAAAAAAGGUAAGAUUUGAUGAUGUUGUGGUAGAAAUAAUUCCCGCAGAGAAGAGCGAGACACCAAAAAAGACAGUUGAAGACGUUCCAACGACGAAUAAUGAUGAAAAAAUGGAAGAAGUUCAAGAAAUAUCGAAUGAAAUGGAAGAAAUGGAUCAAAUUUCAAACACUUCAAUAGAAAAUUUCGUCCUAAAUGACCCAAAAAUCGAUGAAGAAGAGCCAAGUUCGUCAACAAAAGACACAGAUCUAAGAAUUUUUGCCGAAAAUACUCAAAAUAUUCCAGCUUUGGUUGAAUUCUCACCUCAAAACAUACGAAAAUCUCCUUCUCCGGAGAUAUCUGAGGACGAAAUCCAAAAAGAAGUCCAAUCCAUGCUUCGUAAAAGUGACACAGAAAGCAGCGACGAUGAAAAUUUCCAAUUUCAAGACGCAAUUACGACUGAUUCGCUCAAAAAAUCGCCCGAAAUCAUCAAAAAUCCGCCUUUAAUUCCAACUCCGGUCAUCGAAAUCAGCAGCGACGAGUUCAGUGACGCCGCUGUCGUUGAAAAAGCUCCCGUUCCUUUAGUUGCUGAAAUUGGCGACGUCUUGAAUCGAUUAAAGGAUUACGGUGUGAUUCCUCCAAAUCCGGCAGAACCUGAAACGAGUGAGUUAAAUACGUCGAAUGAAAUUCUCGAAGGCGUAAAUCCUCCAUGUCCCGAAGUUGAAGAGCAAAAUUUAGCCAAAGAUCCGCGAUUGCAAGACGGAAUUCAGUCGGCGAUGAGAAAACCAAAGUUGCCAAAGUAUGAUACGAAAAAGAUUUUGGCUGAUGUGCUUCAGUGGGAGGUUGAUUGGUUGACAAAUGGCGUAGAUGGCAUCGUUGAGAAAUGGUUAUCGAAGCAUUCUGGAGUGACGGAUACUUUUGAUUCGGUUAAUUGUUACAUUAACACUUUUUCAACAUUACUAAAAGUCGAAACACUCCAUCGCCUUGCAGAAACAAACGAAAAACAUUGGACUUCAAAUUCGAAGCAAUUUGCCAUCAACGUGUGCAAACAAAACAAAUUCACCAUCAACAAAUUCGACUUUAGUGCCAUCAGUUCCUAUCGUUGCGAAUUCACAUCCCGAAAUCAUUCAAAAUUCAUAAACGACCUCAAAAAAGGCCUUCUUGUCUCCAUCGGCGGAACUUGCACCCGCAAAAAAUACUUCGGCUACAUCACCCGCGUCUCAGAUUUCCGCGAAAAUCACGUUAGCGACUUGAACAUAAUUGUCGCCGACAAAUUUCGCUUCGAAUCUAAUCGCAACGUCACGAUCCGCAUCCUCUAUAACGUCAUGAAAAUGCUCGAUAUGGUCGUAAAUUUGGAAGAAAUUCGCGAAUCGCCACUUUUACCGCUAAUUUUGAACCCGAAAAACAUCAAAAUUGAUCUGAAUGUCGUUGCGACGAGCGACAAUGCGGGCAUGGAUCGUCUGGAUCCCGAUCAGUUUGAGACGACGUCGCUCAUUACGAACAAAAUUGAGUGGGAUCGCUUCGAUCCGCACAUUUUUCUCGUCGAUGGGGCUGCAGGCACGGGAAAAACUCGCACAAUUACGAACAUGGUGAUGCAUUUGCUGCGAAAUCCCGAUGUCCCGAAGAAAGAUUACCGAAUUUUGAUUUGCGCGCCGGGAAAAAGUGCAACUGGCAUGAUAACGAACCGAUUGAUUCGGUGUCGCGACAAAUUGGAGGCUGACGAGAAGCAAAUUUUGCGAUUUGUCAGUUUUUCGGAGCAAGUUGAGCUGCAUGGGAUGGAGGAUGAACGUUCGACGGAGGAAAUUCGGGCGGAAAUUGACAAAAUUCAGAUGAAAAUUGAAAAAUUCAAAAAUUACGAGUUAGUUUUGGAUCUCGAACACGCAAUUAGAGCUCUAAGUCGCAAGCAGAGACUUCAAGAUGACACUUUCGACUUCAAUUUGUGCAAUAAUUUCACCAAAAGAGAAAUUCUGGAAGAAGCAAAUGUCAUCAUUUGUGACGUAACUGACCCAAAUAUCUUCUUUUUGGCAAAUUCCAAGACCCAGUUCGACGUAAUUAUCGUAGAUGAAGCCACAAAAAUCACGGAAAUUGCCACAAGUCUCCUUUUGAACUUCAAUUCGCAUCAUUUGAUCCUCUUUGGAGACAAGGAAAAGCAUCCACUGACCAUCCGGAAUGAGAAAGCGCGGGAAAUGGGACUCGGAAAUUCACUUUUUCAUCGAAUCGCGAAGGUUCUUCCUUCAAUUCCGUGUUUGAAGAGGCAACAUCGCAUGCGGAGUGACGUCCUGAAAUUCAACAACGACUAUUUUUAUGGGAAUAAAGUCAUCAGCACUUGCGGUUUGGUCGAUCCAAGCUACAAAAUCGCGCCUUAUUUGGUUUUUGAGCUGGAAAGUGUCAAAAGUUACAACGUAGAAUUGGAUGGAUUUGUCGUGGAUUUGGUUAAAGCGAUAAAAGAACAAGAUCACUCACAUUCAAUCGGAAUUUUAGCGACUUGUAAACAGCAAAAAUCGAAAUUAAGUGCAAUUUUUUGUAAACAAAAAUUCUCCUCUCGAAAUAUUUCUCUUCAAACGAUUCAAGAAGCGGAAGGACAGGAAAAGGAUAUCAUCAUUUUUUGUUGCACCCCGUGUUCAGAUGAAGGUCUUGAAGUACUUUUCGAGACAACUUUGGUGAAUGUGGCUUUGACUCGUGCUCGGAAAUCGUUGUUCGUUUGUGGAAAUUUUCAUACCUUGAAACGCAAUAAAUUUUGGGAGAAAUUCGUGCAAGAUGCCAAAAAUCGUAAUGUUUAUAUCGACACGACGCUCGAUAAUCUUUUAAGUUUAAAGAAUUUUAUUUUGCAGAAAUAAAGAUAUAUUUUUUUAUACUUUUGUA